Messenger RNA from Mytilinidion resinicola, 1565 nucleotides. RefSeq names its product branched-chain-amino-acid aminotransferase. Bases 80 to 1342 code for a protein of 420 amino acids. Lineage: Eukaryota; Fungi; Ascomycota; Dothideomycetes; Mytilinidiales; Mytilinidiaceae. The transcript is spliced from 4 exons. The record is from RefSeq and is a predicted model, not a curated record. Gene Ontology annotation, molecular function: branched-chain-amino-acid:2-oxoglutarate transaminase activity. Gene Ontology annotation, biological process: L-leucine biosynthetic process; L-valine biosynthetic process. Gene Ontology annotation, cellular component: mitochondrion.
ACUCAAGACUCGACACAUCCAACUCUUAAGCUGCCCUCCGCUCCUCAACCUCCUCAUUGCGGAAGCAAUUACCCUCGACAUGCUCCAGCAACGGUCCUCGCUGCUUGCCAGCUCUCUUGCCUCGACAUUUCGCCGCUCCUUCCUCGUCCAGACUAGCUCCUCCGCUCAGCGAUGUCGGCGAGCGUACAGCAUUCACGCUGACGCUUCAGUGGGCACAAAGAUACUGGACAUUGACCCCUCGAAGCUGUCCAUUGAGAAGACUACAACUCCAAAGACCCUCCUCCCCCCAGAGGAGCUUGUGUUCGGGCGGAACUUCACAGAUCAUAUGCUCUCGAUGGAAUGGACAGCCUCAGAAGGAUGGCUGCCCGCACGCAUUACUCCCUACCAGAAUCUGAGCUUAGAUCCCGCGACGUGCGUAUUUCACUAUGCAUUCGAGGCCUUUGAGGGCAUGAAGGCAUACAGGGACAAGAACGGGCAAAUACGGCUGUUCCGCCCGGACAAGAACAUGGAGAGGUUCAACAAAUCUGCUGCGCGGAUAGCAUUGCCCACCUUUGACAGCGAUGCGCUCAUAGAUCUGAUUGGCAAGUUUGUCAAGCUUGAUCAGAGGUUCAUCCCAGAAGCCCGUGGAUACUCCCUCUACCUCCGCCCAACCAUCAUCGGCACCCAGCGCACCUUGGGAGUCGGCCCACCCGCCUCUGCGCUCCUCUACGUCAUCGCAUCCCCCGUCGGCCCAUACUACCCCACUGGCUUCAAAGCCGUGUCACUAGAAGCUACAGACUAUGCCGUGCGCGCAUGGCCAGGCGGUGUUGGAGACAAGAAGCUUGGUGCCAACUAUGCGCCCUGUAUCGUGCCCCAAAUACAAGCCGCCAGCAGAGGCUUCCACCAGAACCUCUGGCUAUUCGGAGAGGAGGAAUACGUCACGGAGGUCGGCACCAUGAACCUGUUUGCGGCUAUCAAGAACAAGGAGACUGGCCAGAAAGAAUUACUCACUGCACCUCUUGACGGGACCAUCCUGGAGGGCGUGACGCGUGACUCCGUGCUCGGACUUGCACGAGAGAGACUCGAGCCAGAGGGCUGGAAGGUGAACGAGCGCAAAUUCACCAUGCAGGAGGUUUCAGAUGCUUCGGAUGAGGGGCGCCUACUCGAGAUUUUUGGGUCUGGCACAGCGGCUGUGGUGAGCCCCGUUCGGAAGAUCAGCUGGAAGGGGCGAUUGGUGGAGUGCGGACUGGAGGACAACCAAGAGGCGGGCCCCAUUGCCCAGCAAAUGAAGGACUGGAUGGAAGAGAUUCAGUAUGGCGACGAGGGCUCUGAGGAUCAUCACUGGAGUCACAAGAUACUAUAAUCAUUGGAGAGUUAGUCCCUGGUUUGAGCGUUCUGUUCUUUUCUUGUACGAUCUAGACGGCAAACGGGUGGCAAAAUGCUUUAGCGUUGAGCUUACUAUCGUCGGUUUGGAUGGUUCACAGUUCGGCAUUCAAAACGGUGGCAACUACGUGACUUCUGAGCUAGGUAAACACCAUAGACCGUUCUUUAUUCACUAAAAAAAAUACACUGCAUUCACAUCUGUU